GCUCGGUAUCUGAAAAAGUAUGUGCUGGCCAUGUUCAGAGAGUCUCAAGAAGAGAAGAGGAACGCUCUUUCCCCCGUUGUUGUCCGCACUGCGCCAUGGGACAUCAUGGAACGCCUGGGUGACCUAGAACCCUUAGUGGAUGCGCUCCCCAAUGCGGAUGCUGCACAGCUGCGCAGCUGUUCCAGGUCCCUCAGAGCGUUGGGGCGACAACCGCAGACGGGGCGGGUCCAGUGCCACGCAGUGCACUGCCGGAAGUCACAGCUUCAGCCUCUACUGGAAGGUGGUCAGAUCUGGUGGGAAAGGCUGGUGACGCUGGAUUUGGCCAACACUUUGCAGCUCGGAAGCUCUGGGUUGCGAGACGGUCUCUGUCGAUCUUGGGCCGAAGAAGAUGCCAUCUGGAUUGAAGCUGAUGAUCUGACUGGAAUGCUGACGCAGAUCUUUCAAGACUUAAAGGUGCUGCGACGUUUGUCCAUUGCCAUCAGCUUUGAAGAUCACCGGCAAGGGAAGCUGAGUGCUCCCAACUGCCUCCAGGAGGUGGGCAGCCUGAAGACCUUGCGUGAAGUCUAUGUAGCCACUGAUCAUCUCUGUUUGGAGGUGGCACUGUUGGGAGCACUCGCUCAGUUAGGAGCUUUGCAGAAGCUGUGGCUACAUUUGGGAUCCAUGCAAUACAACGAAGCCGUGUCUGCUGCCCUGGUGGCGAGACUACCCAGCGACCUUGAGGUGCUGAGCAUCUGGGGCACCACACGGCUGUUGCGCGAUGUGUUGAGUGCACUGGGUCCCAAGGGCAAAAAGCGCAUGCCGAAGCUCAAGGAGUUGGACCUGUCCAUGCACGCUCCAGGGGAGAUCCCCAGCGACCACGUGUGGGCGGUCUUACGAAGCGGUGCACCAGGACUGCGAGCGUUCUGCCUCUGCGGAGCCCUGGCUUGGUAUCCGGCCGUCUCCGACGCGUGGUUUCUGCAGCUGAUUUCAGCGGUGCAAAGUGGCCACGGAAGAUGCUUGAAGCUGUUGGAUUUGAGGAGGAACAAGUUACGUGCGGACGUGGCGGAUCGACUUCAAGAGAAGAUGUGGAAGGUUCAUCGAAAGGACUUUCAGCUUCUCUGGGACGGUUCCACCGCGGGUCAUGCCGACGGGUCCGCGCCAGCGGCGCGGAUGCGGGUGGUCGCCAGCCGCAAAAAAAAAACUCGGGGAGCCGCGGCGGCCAGUGUAGUC
This is a messenger RNA of Cladocopium goreaui, 1209 nucleotides long. The record is from the annotation of a GenBank genome assembly. Lineage: Eukaryota; Dinophyceae; Suessiales; Symbiodiniaceae.